AUGUAUCGUCACAUCCUCCAGAAACCAGCGAAUGGUCAGCGACAGUCGUUAUUUCCAACCAACACUGCGGAGAACGCCGCGGUUCCCGCCGCCGGUUUGUUCAGAACUGUUCUGCUACCGCCUCUGGAGACAGAGAAGACCACCACUAGCAUCACAAAUGCCUCGGUCACCAAGGCAACAGCAACAGUAACGGAGCCUACUGGUCAUGAGGGUGGCAGGAGGAGGAGGAGUGCGACUGGAAAGUCGGAAAACAUGCCGGAAGAACAGUCAGAAAAGAGUGAUUUCAAGACCUGGAACUUUGAUACGAGGCAGCAGAACGUUGAGAGUUUUGUCCAGGAACUCAGGCGCUGGCGAGGCUCUGACAAAUGGCAGAUGGUAUGUGCGGAUAACUGAGCAGACCCCCUGAAAGCUUAAUAAAUUAGGAGAGAAGGUUAAAGGUAACAACAGUAUUUAUUUGUAAUAUCAGCAAUUCGAGGUAAUUUUCCCGUCCUGGAGCAAAUUUUUGAAGCAUAAGUCUGGAAAGUUAAGAAAACUUGGCAACUUUCACGAAGUGGCAAACUGAAACGUGAAUCCUCAUUUUCAUAGUUUUUCUACGACAGACCUUGUUUUUUGUUUGUUGAGUUUCCAACAUGGCUUCAGGAUGCGAUUUUAGAAUUUGCAUCGUUAACCGUAAAUUAACAUGAGAAAAUAACAAAAUCUAUUUAUUCUUUCCUUUUGGCUAUGGUUUAUACUCGAAUAUAAGGAUGAGGCUAAUUCAUCUCUCGAUAAGGAGGACACAAAGACCGAUUUGGAACACUUCACGGAGUUACCAAGGGAAACUACGCUGACGAAAAAAUUAAGGCGCAAGAAUGCAAUUAGUAAUAUCGAAAAGAAACUUCUUAACCAGAAAAUUGCGUUAAGACGACUUCAGACAUCACAUUUUCAGGCGCCCUUUGGGGAGUUUUCGGUACGUUCUACAAAUCUUCA
This is a messenger RNA of Spirometra erinaceieuropaei, 966 nucleotides long. NCBI's taxonomy places the organism in Eukaryota, Metazoa, Platyhelminthes, Cestoda, Diphyllobothriidea, Diphyllobothriidae. The record is from the annotation of a GenBank genome assembly.